Eremomyces bilateralis CBS 781.70 is the source of this 1287-nucleotide messenger RNA. RefSeq lists its product as uncharacterized. The coding region runs from base 116 to 1258 and encodes 380 amino acids. NCBI's taxonomy places the organism in Eukaryota, Fungi, Ascomycota, Dothideomycetes, Eremomycetales, Eremomycetaceae. The transcript has 4 exons. The record is from RefSeq and is a predicted model, not a curated record.
CUGUGAAUUGCGUCGAGUUUUGUUCUCCAGUUCAUGCGCGAUGCAUUUUAUCGAGUCUCUCCCCGAUUGAAUGAUGAAUAUUCCCCGAUUGUUCCUUUGACACCAAUUCUUCAACAUGUCGUUACUCCUCGGGGUCACGGCUGACCAGGUCGAUCCAGCUCUGUUUAACGAGUCGAUCACACCGAAAGCGAUCGGCUCGGUGACUAGCUUCUUCGCUGUGUCACUGGUUGUGUAUAUUGCCCGAAUCUAUGCUCGAUGGCACGCUUAUAAGAGUCUUUGGUGGGAUGAUUUUGCGAUGACGGUCGCCAUGUUAUUGUCGAUAGCGGGUUGGGGAAUCCUUAUACAGACAUAUGUGGUCAAUGAGGGGAAGCAUUACUACUUCUUGACCAUGGAACAACUGAAAGGGUCCCUAAAAUGGGGGUUCAUAACGAUGCCGCUUUGGGUUUGGACGGUAGCGAUGAUCAAAGUGUCGAUCCUUUUGAUGCUGGCCCGAGUCAAACAAAGCAAAGCGUGGACCCGAGGGAUGUGGGGAUUGAUCGUCUUCGUGGUUUCAGUGGCCAUUGCACUUACCGUCGUUCAAGUCAUUCAAUGUCUGCCGGUGAAAGCCAAUUGGGAGAUCAUGAUGCCGCGGACACUGUGCUGGGAUCCAAAAUUGGUGCUCAAGGUCAAUUAUGGAUUGACUUCGCUUUUCAUCUCGACAGAUUUCGCUUGCGCCUUGCUCCCUAUCGCCUUCGUUCGAAAGAUCCAUCGUCCGUUCCGAGAAAAGGUGGUUAUUUGCGUCCUCAUGGCCUUGGGGCUUUUGGCUAGCGCGUGUGGUCUUGUGAGGCUGACGUUGCUCAAAUCGAUCUUGACUUCCGGGGAUGCUAUCUAUGAUGGUGCCAACCUCAGUAUAUGGGCAUAUGCCGAGCUAUAUGUUGGAAUGGUUGCUGCCUGUAUACCGUGUUUGAAGGCAAUGAUGGAGAAGGCGUUCCAUGCUCUCGGUGGACACCUGACAAAUGCUGGUUCGAAAGAUAAUACAUAUACCCAGCAGUCCAGAGGCACCGACGUUUAUGACGGAAGGGACUAUAACUUGCGACCGAUGCAUAAUUCACAGGCACAGAAUGGGAAGUCAGCCGACAUGAGCGUCAGUGACGAUGAUAUUCCACUGGCACGUCGUUCCAAUUCAGGACAUCCAUCAUAUUCAGGGGAGUCAAUGCCGACCGAACCUCCGGGCAUUAGGAAAGCGGUAGAAUUUUCAUGGGCUGAGAGUCGUGUUUAAGGCUUAUUAUAUACGAUCAACGAAGACUC